Mercurialis annua (annual mercury) is the source of this 872-nucleotide messenger RNA. RefSeq lists its product as uncharacterized. The coding region runs from base 97 to 567 and encodes 156 amino acids. The record is from RefSeq and is a predicted model, not a curated record. The transcript is spliced from 5 exons. Lineage: Eukaryota; Viridiplantae; Streptophyta; Magnoliopsida; Malpighiales; Euphorbiaceae.
UUAUAUCUGUCUUGUGUCUCGAUUUUUACAAAACCCUCAAAACAAAAGUAAAAAUCAAAAAUUUGAAUUUAUUUUGAACUCUCCGUCCGUACUGUAAUGGCGUUCGUAUCUUUCGCUGGCAGAGUUCUCUUCGCGUCUGUGUUUAUCCUCUCUGCUUUUCAAGAGUUCAAUGAAUACGGAGUUGAUGGUGGCCAAGCAGCAAAGCAUCUUGCACCAAAAUUCAGUUUGUUCUCAAGACAUGUUUCAUCUCAAACCGGGUUUCAAGUACCGCCAGUUGAAAUCAAGAAUUUGGUCGCUGCUGCUAUAGCGGUGAAGGGUCUUGGAGGCCUUCUUUUCAUCUUCGGCAGCUCCUUCGGUGCUUAUCUUCUGCUUCUUCACCAGGCUAUUGUUACUCCGCUAUUGUUCGACUUCUACAACUAUGAAGCUGACAAGGAGUUCAAUCAGCUUUUCAUAAAGUUCACCGAGAACUUGGCACUGUUUGGCGCAUUGCUUUUCUUCAUUGGCAUGAAGAACUCGAUUCCAAGGAGACAACUCAAGAAAAAGGUUCAUAAAUCAAAGACAACAUAGACAGGAAGUUUUGAAGUAUAAAUGAUUAAACUUUUUGGCGUGCCAACGGUGUUUAGAAUUUUGCCCAAAUUCUAGUUUUAAACGUUUGUAUCAGAAUUUCCCUCUUAUAUAGGCUAGAAUUUUAGAAACGAGGAAAAUGAAAGAGUUUUAAUUGUUUUGAGGUUGUGAUACUGCUUUGUACCCUGCCUUUUAUGGCCAAAAUGAGGUUUAGUUGCGAUCUUUCGAUGUUUGAUACGCUUGUAAGUUCGAUGCCUUGCAUUACUUUGAUCACACGGUUUAAUAUGGAAAGAUGGCUAUUCACUCUC